AUGAAAACAAUUAUAAUCUCACUUAUUUUAGUGGUAUCUAUUGUAAGCUCAAACAGAAUAUUGUCUGAGAUAAGCUAAACAAGCAACAAAUGGUAAUUCAAUCUUUUCACUUCAACGGCAGAACAAAAUAGUUAAUCAUACCAAUUAGAAGGCUAAGAAUUACUAUUAAUAUAAAACAAGAUUAGUGAAGAUGGAAAAAAUCAAAUAAUUAUGAAUAAAUAUCUAAGAGAUGGUACAUCAUUGGAUUAAACAAAAACUCUUGGAGAUAAAUCAAAAACUUGCUCAAAGCCUAAAGUCAUUAUAAUCCCCAAUAUUGGGUUUGUUUUGGGAUGGAUUUAACAAACUGAUUAAGAUACAUCAUUGAAUCUUUAACUUUUUAAUAAUAAUUUAACAAGUAUUGGAGAAUAAAUAGAAAUAAGUAAAAUCAAUGAAGAAAUACAUUGGGAUCUAUCUUCAGAAUAUUAUUACUUAUACAAUGUAGGAAAUUAUGAAUUAUUAUUAUUGUAUAAAGAACCCAAUAACGAAAAAUCUUGGAGUGGUACAAUAUAUAACUAUAAUACACAAAAACGUGGAGAUAUAAUAAAAUUGAGCAAUUCCAAAUUUAUUGAAAUAGCUUAGAAUAAUAUUGGAAAUAUUAUUUUGCUUUAAAGGGUAUAAUUAAGUGUGAUAAAUUCUUUUUUAAUAGCAACUAAACUAAAUUAAAGUGGUUAAAUAGUAUAUAGUAAGACAGUAUAACAUAUUCAAAUUUAGGCUUAAUAUGAGCCUAGGUUGGUUGCAUUGUCAAACAAUAAUUUUGUUUUAUUUUAUUAAUAAGCUGAAUAAAUAUAUUAUCAAGUUUACAAUUAACAUUUUGAUUCGGUUUUAUUCACUAGUAAUUCAAAAUAUCAAGUAUUUUAGACUCCAACAUGGGAGUUUAAUAAUUACUUCAGAGGUGGUUAAAUUUAGGUUUUGGCUUUGGAAGAAAGUGUAGUAUUAGUUGGAGUUAAUUAUAAUACUUUGAGAUUUUAACUAGUUUAAUUGGAUAAUGAUUUCUUGCAAUUCAUUCAAUAAAGAGAAAUUCAUUAUGAAGAUCUAAAUAUCUAUAAAUUUACAAUUUAAAAAACAAAUUAUCACACAAUAUUUGUUUAAUGGAUAAGUGGAAAUCCUUUAACUUUAUUACCUGAAUUCACAUAAAGUUUAUAUCAGUCUGAAUUAAAUUUAAAGCUGACUUUAUCAAAUUGUGGAAUGAAUUGUGAUUUAUGUGAAAAUAAUAAUUGCUCAAAAUGUGAUGCUGGAUAUAUUUUAAAUAAUAAUAAAUGUUAAAUAAAAUGUCAAACCAAUUGUAUUCAAUGUUCAACUAAAAACACUUGUGACUAAUGUGUAUCUGGAUUUAUUUUAAAUAAUAAAAUGAAUUGUGUUGAAUAAGGUAAUAUUGCAACUUAAGAAUUAAAAGUAAGUGUUUCAGAAUUAACCUAUAAAUAUAACCAGUAAGUUAAGCAAUUAAAAGAUGGAAGUUUGCUAGUUUAUUAUUCAGAAUAUUUGAAUUAAUAAUAAGUCUUAUAAUUAAGAUUAUUAACAAGUGACGGAGAGAUAGUCUCAGCACACUAAAUUAAUUAUUUAGGUUGGGCAGGAUAUGAUAUUACUGUUUAAAAUGAUACUACUGCAUAUUUAUACACAGUGGAAAAGUCUGAAGGAUAUUCAGUUAUAAGACAAACACAAUUCAAUCCAAGAACUUUUCAGUUUUCAAAUGUUAAAAAGUUAUAAAUAUAAAAUUAAGGAUUUUAAUAUAGAGAAGAUAUUUAAGACACAUUAAGUGUUGUCGGAUUUGAAAAUUCAGUCUGUUUAAUUUUGAAAGGUUUGGAUAGUGGAGAUAACAUAAAUUUAAGUCUUUUAUUUUACACUUAUAGUGGUGAAUUAUUAACCAAUCAAUAUUUAGGAUAAAUAUACAUUACAUAAAAUUAUUCCUUUAAUGAUGAAGAAUAGAGAUUUGAUUUUGAUUACGAUGAUUUCUACUUUUAUAUUAUAAUAUCAAGAGGAUGUAGUAUUUAAUUGAUCUAAUUCAACUUGUUUGGAUAGAGAAUUUAUGAGGAAUAGUUUUAAUAUAGUUUACCAUAUGAAUGCUAAAAUUUUAUUAAUCCAUCUUUAUCUAAGAUAUCAAAUAAAUUCAAGUUUAUGAUUGCAAUUGAAAUAUAACAAUAAAUAAUUGUAUUUAAUUGGAAAGAUUCAGUUUCAAUAUUUUAAACAGAUUAUAAAAUAAAAGCAAAUAAACCACAGUUAUUAGCAUUUAGUGAUAAUUCAUUUGUGCUUUUAUAUGAAGAAUAUGAUUUAAAUGAUAGAUUUACAACUCUUAAGUAUCUAAGAUAUGAAUUUAAUGAAAUUGUUGUUGAUAAAAUAAUUAAUUCACAAUCAGUACUUCCUCAAGAUUUAAAUGUGUUAAAUUAAGAGAAUGAAUAUUUAAUACUGAAUUGGUUGGCUUCUAGUUCUUCUAAAAUCUAAGCAUCAAAUCAUGUUUACUUAGAAAAAAUAUCAAUUAAUGAUAAUUUAGUUUUGGGUUUUGGCAAGUAAUGUCCAGCAAAUUGUGAAAAUUGUAAUUUUGAGAAAGAAUGUGUAUCAUGCAAUGCUGAUUAUUAUUUAAAUGAAUUAAAGAAAUGCUAAUUAUAAUGUCCAUUAGGUUGUUAAACUUGUGCCACAAAAACCUUAUGUUUAGUUUGUUAGUAAGGUUAUUAAUUAAAUCAACAAAAUGUUUGUGAAUAAUCUCAAAAGAAUACUAUGGCUGUUUUAAAAGAUAAUAUAAAAAUUAUUGAAUCAAUAGAUUUAGAUUUAGCACAGAAUGGUAACUUAUAUAUUAGUUGGAUGGAGAGAGAUGAAUAAAAUAUUUAUAAAACAUUUAUUAAAUAAAUAGAUGUUCACGGAUCUCAAGUUGGAAAUGAUAUUAAAAUUAAUGUAUGCAGUGAAUAUGCAUCCAAAAUAUAUACAACCUCAUAUUUUAACAUAUUCUCAACAAUUUGUGGAAAUAUUGAAUAUGGAGCAGAAUUAUUUUUACAUUUCUAUAAUUUAAAUUUUGAUACUAGAUUUUCAUUUUGGAUUGAUUCUGGAAUUAGAAUAAUUGGACAUUCCAUUCAUGACACUCCAUACGCAAUUUAAGUUGUAUCAGAGAGAGAGAUAAUUAUAGUUUAUUAAAUUAUGAAUUCGGAGAAUGAUGUCUAUUUAAGAUUCUUAAAAUUAUGGAAACAUGAUUUUGAUAACACAUUCUUUAUAUAGAAUAUUCAAACAUUUGGAAAUUACUAUUAAAAAUUAUAAGAUUUAUAAUUAUCAUUUGAUCAUUAAUACUACUAUAUAACUUUUCAAAAUUAAGUACAAUUAGAAGAUGGCUCAAUUCAAUUCUAAAAAUAAAAAAUAACAACUGAUACAAAUUUAUAUCAGAUAAACAAUGAAUAAACUUUAGAUAUAAACUAGUAGUUAUUAAUUUUAUCAAAUUAAAAUAAAUUAGAGGUUUCUAAUAAUAAUUUUUAGAUCAAUUUUAUAAUAAGACAUGGUAAUAAAUAACUUUUUUAGCAUACAAUAAACUCUGAAUCGUCAUCAAUUGAACAACUAGAUGUUGCUGCAACUGAAUAAGGAUUUUAUAUUGUUUGGAUACAGUUAUAAUCUGUAAUUCUAGUAAAUCAACAUGAAAAUGAAAAUGGUGAAAUUUGGGAAGAAUAUUUUGAAUUACCUCCAAAAAGAUAAAUAAAAGCUUAAGGAUUUUAUAACAAUGGAACUCAAAUAACUGAUAUUUAGGAUUUAAUAUAAUCAAGUAAUAUGCCAAACAAAAUAUUUGUUUAAUCUGUAAGGAAUAAUUAAUUAUUUGUGAUUUGGUAGGAUUAAGAUGAAACAGGAUAAAAAUUACUUGCUACAAGAUAUAAUAAGAUGCUUUAGUUAUUAUCUUUGAAUACUGUUUUAUGUUAGACUCAUUGUGAUUUUUGUUAAACAUCAAAUAGUUGUGCUAAAUGUUCUUAAGGUUACUAUUAUAAUACUGAAUAAUCGUAAUGUUAAUUAAUUUGUCCAUCAAAUUGUUAAGUUUGUUCGCUUAAAGAUACUUGUGAUAUUUGUCAACCCAAUUAUUAUUUAAUAAAUGAUUAAUGCAUAUAUGAUAUUGAGAAAUAGUCAGAAAGAGUUCUGGCUAAUGUUGAAGAUUCGACAAUUACAAGAGUAUCAAUGAGUACAUUCUCAGAUAAUGGAUUUGUUGUAGUUUGGAAUGAUAAUCAAAAUGGAAAAUAAACUUUAUUUAUGUAGCUUUUUAAUAAUUUCAAAGAAGAAGAAGGACUAUUUCCGUUGAGUGGAGAUAAUGAUAGAUUAUAUGCUUAAGUAGAAGUCUUAGAUGGAGAUCUAAUUGCUUUGGCUUGGUUUGAAGGACAAUGUUCAGAUACUUGUAGACUUUAAUUAUAAAUAUUUGAUAGAUUUGGAACUAUUUAAACUAAUGAAUUUACUAUUGCAUUUGUGACAUUACCACCUUUAGGAAAAUAAUCUCCUGUUGUAAUUAAAAGAUAUGAUAGAACAUUAAUAAUUGCAUUCAUUACUUAUGAACUUGGUAAAACUGUUGGUUAUUCUACUAUAUAUGAAUAAGACACUCAAACAGUACAAGGCAAUUAAUUAAUUGAUCAAGACAAUAAUGUUGAUAACUUACAAAUCAUAUCAAAGAAUGGUUAUUAUCAUGGUAUUUUGUAUGUGAGAAAUAAUAAUGAAUUGAUACUUCAAAAUUCAUUUACAGUAGAAUGUUGGGCUUAUUAUUAUUGGGGAGUAUAUGGUUGUGGAUAUAAUUAAAUUUUAUCAAUACUUUCAUCAGAAAACAGAAUUCAAUAGACUUCUGUUGUAAUGAGAUUAGACAACUAUUUCAUCAUAACAUGGGUUGAAAAGACAAAUAAAAAUGGAUUCUUAAUAGAUAAAACUUAUUUUACUCGUUGUUGGCAUGCUGGAUGUGAAAACAAAAAAGAAUUAAUAACUAAUACAUUUGAUGAAACCUAUUUACCUUAGUUAGUUGGAUAAUAUGGGUAAUUUGGUUAAUAUAGAUAUUCAAUUAUAUAUGGAACUCAAGACUAUUUAUCUCACAUCAGAUAAAUGAUAAAAUUAUAAUCAUUUUUCGAUUAUGAAUCAGUUGAAAGAACAAUUUAAAUUAGCAUUUAAUCUCAAAUAAUAAAACAAUUAGUAACAUUCGAAUUUGCAAACGGUGAUGUAUUUAUUCUUACUGUUGGAUAAACAGGUGAAUCAACUAAUCAAAUUUUAAUGAAUAUAGUUAAUUUAUUUGGUGAUUAAUAAAAGUUAAUUGGUCAUCCUAAUUGUUAGUAACAUUGUUAAAGAUGUGAUGCCAGUUUAACAUGUUUUAAUUGCAAUAUUGGUUACAAUUUAAUUGAUGGUCAAUGUCAAAGAUAAUGUGAUAAAAAUUGUCGCAUUUGUGAUCCUUAUUGGGAUAUCAAUUUAUUGUAAUGUUAUGAAUGUGAAUUUGGAUAUUAAUUAAACAAUUUCUAACAAUGUUUGCCAACUGAUACUAGUAUUAUUUAAUCAUUAAUUAAUACUUAUUAAAGUGGUAACUAAUAUGGAUAAAGAGUUGCUACAUUAAGUAAUUAUCAAUCUAUUGUUGUUUGGAAUAGUGAAAAUCAAGACAAAAAUGGAAAAUCAAUCUAUAUGCAAUUAUAUGACUAAUAAAUGAGUAAGAUUGGAAGUGAAACACUUGUUACUAAAGAUAACAUUGGUAUACAAGAAGAGCCAGAUAUUGUAGCACUACCAAAUAAUUAGUUUAUAAUAAUUUGGAAAGAUAAUCAUUCAAAUACAGGAAGAAGAAUUCUAAUGUAGAGAUUCACAUUAGCAUUAGAAAGAGUUGGUGAUGAAAUUGUUGUUUAUGAUUCUUUAACUGAUAUUGUUACAACAGAUUAAUAAAAAAUAAAUUAUGUAGAAGCACAUCAUUAAAUUGUGAUUACAGAAAGAGGCUAAAUAUCAAUUUUAUUAUUUUUAUAAUAAUCAAGUAACAUCUUUGACAUUAAACUAAAACAAUAUAAUACUGAUUAUUAAGAAAUCACAUCAAAAUUAAUUGGUCAAACUCUAUCUUAAGAAUAAACCUCAAUUUCUACUAUAAAUACUUUAUUGCUUUUAACAUGGAAAUCUAAAGAAGGAAUAAGAGUGAUCUUUGUAAAUGAAUAUGGGUCAAGUGUAAAUGGAUUGUUAAUCCAAAGUACUUCUUCACAUAGUUAUCCAUCAAUAAUAGCAAUAUCUGAAAAUGAAAUUUUAAUUAGUUGUGUAGGUACUAAAUACAAUUAAUUAUUAAUUUAUAAAUAAAACUUAGAAUUAACAUUAAAUGAAAACCCAAAAGUUAUUUAAUUAGAUUACUAAAUUUAGGAUGUAAAUUUAUUGAGGAUUAAUUCUGGCUAUGUCAUAGCAUUUAAGCAAAAAAAAUAAACCCCUCAAUAUUAAAGUGAUUUGAUUAAUUUAUUAAUAUUUGAUAACAACGAUAAUUAGAUACAAUCAAAUAGUAUACAAGUUAAUGAUUAUUAUGGAUUAAUUAGAGAUAUCAGGAUGGCUAGUUUAUCAAAUGAUGAAUUCAUAAUUACAUGGACCUAAAUAAUCAAUAACAUUAAUGGAGGACCAAUAAAUGAAAGAAAUAUUUAAGAUUAAAGUGGAAAUGGAGUUUAUGUUAAGAGAUUUAAUAUGGCAGGCUAAGUUUAAUCUAUUGAAAACAUAGUUUGUUAAAGUUAUUGUAAAUAAUGCAGUAAAUCAAACUUAUGUGAAGCAUGUAGUGAUGGUUAUUAAUUUGAUGAAUAGAAAUUAAUUUGUUUACCAAUAUGCUAAUCAAAUUGUAAUUACUGCACCAAAUUCUUGGGAUAAUAUAAGAGUUAUUGUUAGUCUUGUAAAGAAGGUUUCAUUAUUAAUGAAUUAGGAGAUUGUGUUAAAUAACAAGAAUAAAAAGUUUCAUAGCUUUAUUAAUUUGAUGGAGGAGAUUUUAGAGUAUCUCAAAUUUUGACUUUAUCAAAUGGAAAUAUAGUGGUCAUCUAUUAUAUGAAUUAUGGAGAUGUUAUUUUUAUUGAUAUUAUUGAUAAUGCUGGUUAAGUUAUUGUUUAAAGAAAAUAGUUAGAGGGUUCUUGUUGUAAAAGAUUAACAAAAGCAACUGCUUUAACUAAUGGCAAUUUUGCUGUUGUUUAAAGAUCAUUUGAAAUGUAUUAUGAUGGGGGAUUUUAAUUAUUUAUUUUUGAUUCUGAAGGAAGGAUUAUAAAAUCAGAUUUAUUGUUUUAUCCUAAUUAUUGGGGAUAUCCUGAGUUUUGGAGAAAUCAAAAUUUAUUAUAGAUCAACUCUUUGUCUGAUGGAGGAUUUGUUUUGUUAUUUGUUACUAAUAGUAAUUAAGCUGCACCUUUAUAUAAUCCAUAAUUGCAUCUAAGAAUUUAUAGUAAAGAAUAUUAUCUUGUUAGAAGUGAUAUCAUCAUUUAAACCUAUUUCAAUAGAGGUGACAAUUAUUAUUAUUAUUGGGAUUAUUGGUAUUAUUAUUAAUAUUACAGCAAUGCAUAAAGUUAAGCAAUAACUGUAUUAGAAAGUGUGAACUCAAUUAUUAUUUCUUUUGGCACUCAUCUUUAUAAUAAUUGGGAUGAGAAUAAAAAUAAUAUUUAGAUGUUUGUUUAUAGCAAAGAAGGUUAAUUCAUAUUAAAUAAGCAAAUAGAUAUACCUAAUAAUGAUUGGUGGAUUGCUGGAUAUACUCCUAGAUUCUUUUUAUUUGAAAUUGAAUUAAACAAGUUCUUGUUAAUUUAUUUUAAUAAUAGAUAAGUAUUUGGAUAAUAUUAUGAUGAGAAGUUCAAUCUUUAAGUUGAGAAAUCUAUAAAUUUAGAAUCUUCCAAUUAUAAUCAUUGUUAUGGAUGUUGUAUAGGAUGUUGGGAUUAUAUUAGUAGUCAAGUUGCUUUAAUUAAAAACGUUAUUGUCAUAACCAAUAAACCUAAUCCCAUUGAACUUUACAUUUCCUCUUAUAAUUUGAAUUUCAAUGCAAUAACUUCCCCAUUUAAAGUAUCAAAUGAUAAAUUUGAUUAUGGGGAUUACUAUAGACAUUCACAUCAUUUAAUUAACUAUUAGCUUGAGACUUUAUUAUUAGCAUAAACAUUUUAUUAUUAAGGAAAUAGAUACAUGAUGUUAGAUAAGUUUGAUAAAAAUUGUAAUAAAAUUAAAUAAUGGACUGGAUGUGAUGAUUAAUGUUUGGAAUGUGCAGAAAAUAAUAAACAAUGUCUGACAUGUAAGAAUGGUUAUUUUGUUGAUGAAAAUAGAAAAUGCAAACAAAAUUGUGAUAUUUAAUCUUGUCUGUAUUGUGAAAAUAUUGGUUCAUAAGCCCAAUUUUGUCGUGUAUGUUAAGAUGGUUAUUAAUUAAAAGAUAAUAUUGAAUGUGUAUAAAUAGACAAUUCAAGAAUUAAAGAAACAAAACUUUCAUCAAGUGGUCAUGCUGCAUAGAAUACUCCUAGAAUUAAAGCACUUUAAGAUGGUAGAAUACUAUUGGUUAGUUUAAGUUAAAAUUAUAGAAUAUUGGGAUAGUUUUACAAUUCAAUAGGAGAAGCAGUAGGAGAUUAAAUAGUAUUAUUGGAAGAAGAUGGAAUCAAUCAUUUUGAUUUUGCAGUUUCACCUAAUUAAGAUUAAAUUGUAAUAGCAUGGGUGAGUAAUACAUAACUCAAUGCAAAAGCUCUUAAAUUUAAUAUCGAUCUGCAAACAGAAAACAAUUAAUAAAUAAUAAUUGUUGAUUAUAUUCAUUAAUAUGGAAUCUAAUAAAUUACAGUAGAAUAUUUAUAGAAUAAUUCUUUUGUUUGUGUUUUAUUUGGAGAUUAUAGGAGUUGGAUAAGAACAAUAAAUGAAUUUAAUGAACCAUAAAAUAUUUAAUAAUUUUACUAAAAUUAUUAUACAUAAUGUGAUUACUGGGGAAACUGUUAUUAUUGUGAUCUAUAUUCAUGUUACUAUUGUGGUUGGUAUUAAUGUUAUGGAAAUCCAUACUAUUACUAUUACGGAUAUUAUGGAUAUUGGUAUCGUCCAGAUAUCUAACAGCGUUACAUAGAUUAUUUCACUGCAAGUUAUGAAAGAGAACCAAGUGUAUUGAUCACUCAAAAUUAUAUUGUGGUAGCUUCUGCUGACUUUACUAGUAUAUAAUUAGCAACAUUUGAUUUAAAUGGAAAUUUAUUGUUUUAGAACAAUCUUCAGUAUUAAAAUUUGUAUAUGUAUGCAGCCGCUUAUUAACCAUCAAUCGCAUAAUUAGAGAAUGGUAAGAUUGUAAUAGCAUGGAAAGAUAUUUUAAUAUAAUACAAUAAUCUUCAUGAAUAAUAAGUUGAAUCUUACAAAUAAACAGUGAUUGCAUAUACUAUUACAGAUGAAUCAUUCCAAAAUAUAUAAAUAAAAUAUAUUGGAAUGGAUUAUGUAUAAGAGGAAAGACCAGACGUUGCUGCAAUUUCUAAUGGUUUUGCUAUUUCAUGGUCUGGAAGAAGUGAAAGAAAUAAUUAAAAUAUAGAUCUAAGAAUAGCUUACUUUGAUCUUUAUGGAAAUCUGUAAACUGGAUUCAUUCCUGUAAGUUCCAUUUGUAGUAGACCAAUCAAUUCUUAAAUUUCAAAACUUAAUGAUGGAUCUGUAUUUGUAUCUUGGUAUCAAGAUAAUGAUAUUUAUGUUUAAAAAUUAGAUAGGAAUGGAGUAUUGUAUCCCUUACCAUAACCAAUUAGUUGUCCUUAAUAUUGUAAUAAAUGCAAUAAAGAUUUUUGUUUAGAAUGUUUCAUAGGAUAUGAAUUAAAUAGUUCAUAGCAAUGUCAAUUAAUAAUAAUAGAACCUUAAUGUUGGGCAGAAAAUUGUUAAAUUUGUGAAUUUGGAGGUUAAAGAUGUAUGUUGUGUAAAGAAGGUUACUUCCUUGAAGAACAAUUUAAUAUCUGUUCCUAAAUAGAUAAUGCUGCAAACAAAGAAUAUUUAUUAGCAAAAUCUAAUGUCAUUAACGACCAUUCUACUGCUAUAGUAUAAGUAGAUAAUGGAAUAAUAAUACAUUUAUGGUUAGAUGUCAAAGAGAAUGAGUAUGUCUUAAAAGGAUCCACUUAUAAUCAAUCUGGAAGCUAAUUUAUUGAUAAAAAAGAAGUAUAAGUUUUACCAAAAGAUGUCUACAUGUAAGUGAAAUCAUAAAACUCAAAUAUUAUUGUCCUCAUUUACAAUCAAGAAAUAAGUAGCAUAUAUAUAUUAAAUUCAAAUUUGGAAGUUGUCAAUCCAAAAGUAGAUAUUUAAGAUAUCAUAAAACAAGAAUUCAGCAUUUCAUUUGAAUGGUGGAAUUAGAAAUUAAAUAAUUACAAUUAUGGUUUUGUUAUUGAAAUUACUGGUAUUAAAUAGUAAAUCAUAAAUUAAUUUUCUCUAAAUCCUGAAAUUAAAAGAUGUACAGUAACAAAGAUCUUUGUAUUUGAUUUCAGCGUAUAAUUAACAACCUAACCAUUUGGAUUUUAUAUGGAUGGAUAACCAUCAACUGGAAUAGUAGAUCAAGACAAUUAAUGCAAGAUUUCAUAAGUUCAUGAUGUACUUUAUGAUAAUAAAAUCUAUGUUUUAGUUUCUAGAAGUGAUUUAAAUAGGUAGAAAAUUUAAGCUUAUGAUUAUAAUGGAGAAAAAAUUAGAGAGAGUUUUAUUGAUUAAUGGAAUUGGUAUGGCUGGGAUUGGUGGUAUUAUUAAGCUUAAUUAAAAUUAUAUAGAUUAAAUGAAUUUUAGAUAUUAAUAGUUGGUAGGGAAGGAAAAGGAAUAAAAAUAAACAGUGAAAACUUCUUAGAUGAAGGAAUAGCUGACUAUUAUUACAAUUUCUAUUACUAUUGUAUAGAUCAAGAAUUUUUUAAGAUCUCAUCUGAUGAACAUUUAUAAUUAGUCUAACAGGAAUUUGGAUUAGUUAGUAGAUGGAUGUAUUCAGUAAAUCCCUAUUAUUAUUUUGGAAACUAAAGAUUUGUAUCUAGAUCAGCAGUGAAACAAUAAUCAUUUAAUGUUUUAAGACUAUAAAAUGGAUAAUAAUUAUUUAGUUGGAUAGAGGCAGCAAAUAAUUAAAAUAAAGGUUCUAUUAUGAUAGUAAGAUUAAAUCAGAAUAGAGAGUUAGAUUCUUUUUAGAAUUACUAAUGUUUAUCAAACUGUAAUAAAUGUUCAAAUGAUUAUACUUGUGAGUUUUGUAAUGAUCAUUAUGAAAAUAUCAACAAUGUUGAAUGUAGAGUAAUAUGUCCAUCUUUAUGUGAAAUAUGCUAUGAGCCAACAACUUGUUAAGUUUGUUAAGAGAAUGCAUAUUUAAAUGAUAAUGGUUAAUGUUAUGUACCUGAAACACCAUAAAUAGAAAUAUCAAUACCAAUAAAGAGAUCAGAUGAUUAGUUAAAUCCAAGAGUAGCUUCCUUUAUUGAUGGUAGCUUUGUUAUUGUAUGGUAAUCUGAAAAUCAAGAUGGCGAUGGUUAUGGUAUAUAUGUUUAGAAAUUCAAUUCAUAAAUAGAAAAAAUAGGUGAUGAAAUUAGAGUCAAUGUUAAUAUUCUUAAUAAUCAAUAUUAUCCUGAUAUAACAAUUCUUGAAAAUCAAAAUGUUAUUAUUGUAUGGGCUGAUGGCAAUAUUGAAACAUAAGCAACUCUAUAUUAUUAGAGAUUUAGUUAAGACUUAUAAAGAAUUGGAACUCCUGUAAUUAUCGAUAACAUAAAAGUGUAAUAUAUUUAAUAAUAUGAUACUCCUUUUGUUGUUCAAAGUUUACCAUUAAAUAAAUUUGUGAUUUGUUGGAUAAAUAGUGUAGAUUGGAUGUCAAAUCUAUAUGUUAGUUUAAUAGAUUCUAAUGGAGUUUAAGUAAAUACAUUCAGUUUAAAUUAUCCAGAUUAAGUAAGAGAAGUUGUUAUAGCAUCUAAUAGUCUUAACUUUGUUGUCAUAACAAAAUAUAAAUGUCAACUUAGAGCUAUAGUUUUUAAUCUUGAUGGAAAUCAAUAAUAAUCUUCAGAUUUAUGGCCUGGAUGUUCAACAUCAGCAGGUAUAACGGCUAAUUCUUUAGGAGAAUACAUUGUUACUUAUAUAGAAGCAGGAAGUGUUGUAGUUCAAUAAUAUAAUAGUCAAUUUGGUUUAAUCAAUACUACACCUAAAUUAGAUUAGGAUGGAGGUUUUGAUUCUGAGGCUGAUAAUCCAGACGUUAUUACUCUAAAUGGAGAUAAAAUAGUUGUAGUCUGGUAAAAUAAUGAUAGAUGGGCAACACCAAGAUCAAGAAAGUUAAAAAUGUAAAUACUUGAUAAUGCUGGAGUAACAAUUUCAGAUGUUAAAGAAGUAAAUUUAUUAACAACAUAUGCUUAAUUACCAUAACUUUCUUUAUUGAAUAAUGAUGAAUUCAUUGUUGUUUGGUAAGGAGUUCAUUAAAAAUCACUUAUUGAUUCAGAAUAUGGAAUUUAUCUUAUGAGAUUCAAUCAUGAUGGUAUUAAAACAAAUCCAAGUGUUCCAAUAUGUCCAGAUAAAUGUGAAAAAUGUUAAGAAUCUAAAACAUGUUUCAAAUGUCAACUUGAUUAUGAACUUGUUAAUAAUCAAUGUAAACCAAAAUGUCCGUAAAACUGUUCAUUCUGUGAUACAUCUAAUAUUUGUGACAUUUGUUAACCAGGAUUUGAAUUGAAUACAGUUGGAAAUUGUCUAUAUAUUAAUCCAGAUCCACUUCCUGGAAUUGUUCCAUUCCCAUAAUCUCCUAUUAGAGAAUAUCCUAGUUUCAAAUCUAUUUAAAAAUAUGGAAGUACUUCUGUUUUAAUUUAUGGAGCAUCUAUUAUUUAACGUGACUCUAAAAAUUAUUUAGAUGUUAAUUUGAUUUUAAUUAGUGAAAUAGACAAUUCAAAUAGUAGUUUCAAUUCAAUGAUAGAAAUUGAUGGAGAAUGGUUAAACAUUUAUAAUUCUGAUAUUCUAGUAGUGGAUGAUGAAAUAAUCAUUUAUUGGACUGAAUAAUCUUAUAGUGUUAAUAGAAUACAAUUAAAAUAAUUAAGAUUAAAUUCAAAUCUUAUAUAAUAAGGAUUAGAAACUAUCGAUUCAUUUGAUUUCAAUUGGAAUGAGCAUAUCAACAGAAAAGUUUAUCUAUUUUAUUUCAAUUCAAAUUACUAUAUUUUCCAUUCUGUCCUUAAUAUUUAUGGUUAAUAUGAAUUUUAUGCACACAUUAUUGAUAAACAAGGCCUUUUUGUAAAAGUUGCACUUUCAAAAUUAGGUGACACAUAUAACAUAAUUUAAAGAAAGCAAAUCUUAAUAGUUAAUAAUGAAUUUAUAGUAGUAGAUUACUAAUUAGAGAUAAGAUGGUUUAAAUUUGACUAAAAUUUGUAAUUAUAAGGUAAUUUUAUUUCGACUCAAUAUUUCUAAGGAGGUGUUGAUUAUAGUUCAAUAACAAUAGAAUAUUUGCCAAACUAACAAUAUGUAUGUGCUUGGAGAUCAAGGGAUCAAUAAUACACAUAAAUGAAUUAUAUCUAUUACAGAUUUUUAACUUUAGACUUUUAAUUUACUAGUGAGGAAUAAAAAGUUAUAGCUUCUAAUAAUGUAAUUUAGAACCCUUAGAUAGUAGUAACAAAUGAGAGGUUUUAUAUAAUUUGGAAUUAAGAAUCAAUUGUUUCUAGUAUGAUAAAUUGCAAAUAAUAUGAUUUAUUUGGGAAUUAUAUAAAUGAAAUCCAAAAAUUAAAUAGAUUAGAUAAUAAUGUAUAAUUCUACACAGGAACAAAUAUUAGUGAUGAUAAUAUAGUCAUAAUCUGGAUUUCAUAUUCUUCGACAAUAUGGGAAUAUCAAUACUAUAUUGCGAAAGUUGGUCCAUCUGGUAGAAUGCCAAUUGGUGGUGGUGAGUCAUUUAUUUGUCCAACUGGAUGUGAAAAAUGUUAAAAUGAAUAUUCUUGUGCUUAAUGUCUUUCAGGCUAUUUUUAUGAUUCUAUAAAAUACAAAUGUUAUUUACCUUGUACAAACAACUGUAAAGAUUGUUUAUCCGAACUUGGUAUUUGCAAGGUUUGUAAUGAAGGAUACAAAUUAACAAAUAAUAAUUGCGAUUAAAAUAUUUGUUAAUAAGGAUGUUAACUUUGUGAUGAACUGUAAAAUUGCUUAAAAUGUAAUGCUGGUUUUGAAGCUCUUGAUAAAUAUACAUGCAAAUAUUAUUGUGAUGUAAAUUGUGAAGUUUGUGGUGAAGAUAAAUGUAAUUAAUGUAAAGAGUCUUAUUAUUGGAGUGACUAAGAUAAACUAUGUGUUGAUAUCACAAUUUACAUUUAUUAGACAACUAAAGAUUAACCAUUAAAGGCAGUAUUUGAGAGUAAGGAUUAUGUACUUAUGUGGUAUGAAACUGGAUCUAAUGAAGGAAUUUAUAUCUAAUUAUAUAGAAGUAAUGGAAAACCAGUUGGUAGACCUACUAAAGUUAAUGAAGAAGAUCUUUUAGGAACAAGAAGAUUGUUAUAAUAAAGUAAUAAUUUUGAUGUUAGAUUAUUCGCUGAUUUGACUGCUAUUAAGAAUGAAUUAGUAGUUUUAUGGGUUGAUUAAACUUAAGGAGAUCUAAUGAAAGUUAAAUUUAAGAAAUUCGAUAAUAAUAAUAAAUAACUAUCUUCCACAAUUACCAUAAGUGAAUAACCUAAAUAAAAUUUAACUAGCAUGGCAGCACCAUGUAUAAUUAAACCAACAACUAAUAAUUAAUUUGUUAUUGGAUGGUUUAAUAAAUAGGAAGAGAAUUUGAAAUAAACAGCAACAAUGUUCAUUUAAUCUUUUAACACUUAAUUAAUACCUAUUGGUACAAAAUCUGCUUUUUAGAAUGCUGAUUUCACAAAAAUCCCAUUAAUUUAAGCCUCUGAAAAUGGAGAUGUCUAUAUCACUUAUACAAGUCAAGGAUAUACUUAUUUGGCUUAGAUGUCUUAAGAUGGAGAAUAAAAAAAUGAUCCAAUCAUAGUAUCCCAUGUUUAUUAAACUAUCAAAUCAACAAACUUAGAUGAUGGAAAUAUGGUAUAUGUAUUUGAAUCUUAAAGCACAAAUGUAUCACCUCCAUAAUUUGUAUUAUCUUAUGAAAUUGUAAAAUAGGAUAAGAAAGAAAAUUAACCUAGAGUUUUGACAUAAUAACAAUAUGGAGAAUAACAUCCAGAUAUAGUAGCAAUUGCUGGUGGAUUUGUUAUUGCAUGGAGAAGUGUUGAUAAAUCAUUCAAGUCUUAAGAUAUCUAUUUCUAAAUAUUUGAUAAUUCUGGAGAAGCCAAAUCAUAACAAAUAAAAGCUAAAAGAUAUGGUUUACAUCCAUAAAGUCCAAGAAUUCAAAUACUAAAUCAAGAUGAAUUAGUCAUAUCAUGGACUGCAGAAAGUAUAGGAGAUUCAACCAAAAACUCUCUAUUUUAGGACUCAUUCAAAUUAUCUGUCGCUUUGAAUAAUAGUACAACUGAAGAUUAAAAUAUAAAUAAAAUAGUAUGUUCAUCAAAUUGUUUAUAUUGUGAAACAAGUAACACAUGUAUAGCAUGCUAAGAUGGAUAUUAUACAGUAAAUAAUUAAUGUGUGAUUGAUUGUCCUCUUAAUUGCUAAUCAUGUUCAACACCAUUAAUUUGCAAUGUCUGUGAUGUUGGAUAUCAAAAUACUACUGGUCAUUAAUGUGAAUUUAUUGGUUGCGACUAAGGAUAUAAAUUAAAUGAUGAUAACGAAUGUGUUCCUGAAUGUUCUGAAAAUUGUUUAGAAUGUCAAUCAUUAACCUAAUGUUUAGAAUGCGACAUCAACUAUUAUUUGAAUAAUGGAAAAUGUUAAUCUAUCCCAAAUAACAUAGAAACUUAUGCUAAACAAUCAGAUAAAUAAAUGCCUUAUUACUAGAUUAUAAUCAUUAUAGUCUCUAUCUUAUUGUUCUUAGCUUGUCUAUUCUAUUCAUAUAAACUCUACUAAAAAAAUCUACUCAAGAGAACAAACGGAUAAUAAUUAGCAAAUUAAGUGGAAGAAGGAAUACCAUAAAAUACCAUUAUCAAUACCAUGAUUACGGCUAAUAGGGAAUAACCAGAAAAUUUAUAAUUUGAUUGAGUUUUAUAUUUGAAAAAUAACAGUUUAU
Molecule: messenger RNA, 15967 nt
Organism: Paramecium sonneborni
Lineage: Eukaryota; Ciliophora; Oligohymenophorea; Peniculida; Parameciidae
Source: the annotation of a GenBank genome assembly